Messenger RNA from Serpula lacrymans var. lacrymans S7.9, 1454 nucleotides. RefSeq lists its product as uncharacterized. The transcript has 15 exons. The record is from RefSeq and is a predicted model, not a curated record. Gene Ontology annotation, molecular function: L-serine:pyruvate transaminase activity; L-alanine:glyoxylate transaminase activity. Lineage: Eukaryota; Fungi; Basidiomycota; Agaricomycetes; Boletales; Serpulaceae. Gene Ontology annotation, cellular component: peroxisome. The coding region runs from base 110 to 1285 and encodes 391 amino acids.
GUUGUCACCUGUUAUGACUUCCCUCAGUGCUCUUCGCAAUCUCAAUAUCCUCCCCUCCACCGUCAAAUCUCUCCCUCGUACUUUCUUCAGAUCAUCCUCAGCAACAAAAAUGUCCUCCCAGAACCAGUUCAGACAGCAAUCGCACAAGCUCUUGGUCAUCCCCGGUCCUAUUGAAGUCACUGAUGAGGUCCUCUACGCCAAUGCGCACCCUCUCGUCUCCCACAUGUCUCUCGAUUUCGCAGCCGUAUUCGGAGAUUGCAUUCGCAUGACCAGAGACGUUCUUUACACCAAGUCCGCUCAGCCAUUCCUUAUCUCAGGGUCAGGUACUCUGGGUUGGGAUCAGGUCUCUGCAAACCUCGUGGAACCGGGUGAAAAUGUACUUGUCCUACACAGCGGUUACUUCGCAGACAGUUUCGCAGACUGCUUGGAAACCUACGGAGCAAAAGUCGACCAAGUCAAGGCUGAUCUAGGCUCCGUGGUCAGUCCAGCCGAAGUAGAACGCGCGCUCAAGUCCAAAAAAUACAAAGUCCUCACCGUCACACACGUAGAUACAUCCACAGGUGUCCUGUCUGAUAUCAAAGCAGUGGCCGAGGUGGUCCGAAAAGUCUCACCAGAAACUCUGAUCGUCGUGGAUGCCGUCUGCUCUGUUGCCAGCGAAGAAAUUCGAUUCGACGACUGGGGCAUCGACGUCGUUUUGACAGCUAGCCAGAAAGGCCUCGGCGCUCCUCCCGGUCUCAGCAUCGUCGUCGCAAGCGAGAGAGCCAUGAAGGUGUACGAGACUCGUAAGACGCGUAUAACAUCAUACUAUGGCAGCUGGAAGAAGUGGUUGCCCAUUAUGAAAGCAUACGAAGCCGGCACUGCAGGCUACUUCGCCACUCCUCCCGUCAACCUCAUCUACGCGUUCCACGCCUCGUUGUCCCAAAUCACAAAGGGCUCUGUGACGCUCGAAGAGCGGUUCAAGCUCCAGAAGGAUGCUAGCUCCCGACUAAAGAAAGCCGCCGAAGCCAUGGGAUUCAAAGGACUUCCUCUCAGCACUGAGGUCGCAGCCAACGGCAUGACAGCUCUUUAUUUCCCAGAUGGACUCGAAGCUAGUGACGUGGUGCCUCGUCUGCUCAAGAAGGACAUCGUCGUAGCUGGAGGUUUGCAUGCUGCUGUCAAGACGAAGUACUUCCGUAUCGGGCACAUGGGAGUCAGCGCGAUCGAUGCUCAGCGUGGAGACAUUGACAAGAUUAUCAGUGCCUUGAAGGAGACGCUCGCAGAAGCCAAGGCGAGCAAGAAGGCAUGAAAGGAAGACAAAGUCAUCUAUCAUCGAUACCGUAGUCACAUUCACAUACUUUUUUUUUGUAACUUUCUUAAUACGGACGACAAUACAGCUGAAAGGGAAGAGAAGAGAAGUCAUAUCAAUUUUUUUUUUCGUGUCUGUUUGAAAUAAUGGAUAAUGGUGCCAGUGUCUA